GUUCCCCGUCAGUUGGCCGCGCCGCGCCGCGUCGUAUUCACGUGCGUAAGGAGACUCGCUUCUCGCCGACAAAUACCGUGAACCGCAAAGAACUCAGCUGUGAAUAAACACAAAUAACAACUUCUACAACCAAAUAAAAACAUUUAGUGCACCCAAACAGUGAACUGGACAAUCUGUGUGUCAUACCCAGUGUCAGCAACGUUUAAAAAACGUAAUCUUUCUAAGCAUCUCGUCGUGUGCUGUCCGGAUACUCAUGUGUCAGCCCCUUCAUUGAACUAUAAAGGAGAUUAUAAGCGGUAAACGGGACAAGUAAAAUGGACCGCGGAACACCGAUAGUGAUGUGCUAGUGUUGUGAAUAACGGUUAAUAACGAGUUAAUAGUGGUUGAUAGCUAUGAUGUGAGACAGUUGUGGUUGUCAAGAUGCCGUCAGACAGUGGUUCGGCGUGGUCGCCGCCAGCAUCCAACAGUGAGAGAAGAUUGAGCAACUCGUCCGAUGGAAGCGCCGGGAGCGGAUAUUCUAAGGCUACAACAGACAGCGCAGACUUCCUGGCGACGCGGCCGCACACGGCUGCGGUCAUCCCAGGCAAGCCCGCAGGCAACCCGCUGCAGUUCGUGCGCGUAGGACCUGCCGACCUGGGCAGCAGGGCCAGGGAACAGCUUCGAAGAGCUGAGCUCGCGAAGAGAACAGAUCCUGCUCGCAUUGAGAGGCAAGAGGACUGGCAGUCGAACCUGGACAAUUGGAAGUCGUCGCGGCGGAAGCGGGUGGAACACAUAAUAGAGCGGUGCGUGGAGGUGCGGCGCAUGGAGCACGAGCCCAGCCAGCCCCGAGCCAAGUCCAAGACCUUCAACGAGAUGCUGGAGGAACGCGCUGGCCGCAGAAGGCGGAACCCGCUGGCGUUGUACACAGAAGAUGACGGUCACGACCUGAGUGACCUUGGCAUUGGCACCUCCAGCACCAAGAGCAGCCUCAGCGAGGACUGCGACACACAUAGCCUGGCUAGCGACGGUAUCGACCUGGAUAAAAAUCAUUCAGAUGUCGACAAUCUGUCGAAUUGCGACACUAACCGCAAGCUUGGCUCCAGCGCCAACGAAUACGACACCUGCACGACCACCACCAUCAGCUCCCCGGAGCCCGAGGAGUACACAUACGAGGGAGCCAUCGAAGGCUACAAGUCUAGAAUUAUCUCACAAACUAACAGUCCCAUCGUCAAAACUGUUGUCAACAACAACUUCAAAGAUAAAUCACCAGAGAAAAAUGGUGACCUUAACAGAAUCAGGACAAACGUCAGCAACAAAAUCGAAGAGAAACUCUCCUCCUUCCAACAAGAGAGAGCCAACGACGCAAAGAACAACAACCAGAAGAAAGACUUGCCCAAAGUCGACAUACACAAGAGGAGGGAACAGUUCGAGAGGGAGAACUCUCAAGAGCCACAGACGAAUAAACCUAAACUGCCCGACAUUGCGAACAAAAAAUCUAUCAAGGAAAGACUGUCUAGUUUAGAAAAGUUCACGGAAGACUCGCACAUUCAAAAGUCUACGAGCGACCUGACCAAGUUACCCACAGAAGUGAAACCGUUGAAAGAACGACUGUCUUCACUUGAAAAAGUUAAGUCUACUGAACCAGAAAAGGUAAAGAGGUUGUCGAACGGAGAUCUCAGCAAUACGCGAUCCUUGAAGGAGCGCCUCUCCAGUCUAAAGUCACAGACCUCUGAAGAAGAAACAAAGCCCACAAAAACUGAAGUUAAGGAGGUCUCCAUGAGCCUGAAAGAGCGACUGUCUUGUCUUGAUGCGGCCAAGAAUAAGGAGAUACCAAAAAUAUCCGUUGAAGAAGAAUUGGCACACAAUACUAAAGAUAUUGAAAUCAAGGUCGAGGAGACAAAAGACACAUUGAUGGAGAGCUCCCUGAAAUCGAGCCUGUCUGGAAUCGAGAGUCAAAUGCAAAGCUUCUGUCGCUCUCUGGAUAGUUUGGACAUCAAUGGACAAACUUCUCCGAAUUCAUUCGACAGAGUCCAAAGCUUGGAAGACUUCGACUGCGCUGAAAUGCAGAACAACACCGUUCCGAGUGACAUCGAGACGGAAGACAGCGGGAUCCACACUGCCAGGGAUUCCUGUGCCCCUGCUGAUGACAUCGCUGACUUGACACAAGUGGCGUCACCUGUAGGAGAGCCCAUGAUCGAAGCAUCCGAGUAUGAGUCCUCAAAUGAAGAUGGAACAGCCAUGGACGCGAAGAUCGAUGAGAUGGACAAGAUGCCAGAGCCUAUCCAGCUGAUGCAAGACAUCAUUGUCGAAGAAACUGAAGAGCAGGACGUGAAAACUGAUGACGACAGCGCCAGCAACUACCUGCAGGCUGUCUCUCAGCCCGAGGAACUCAGUGUGACUGAGGUCACUGAGAUACAACUAGACAAAGACGACGAAGACACACUUAAAAGUUUGGAAAACCAGGACACCAGUGUAAGUUUGAAUGAGCCUGUCUCCACCGGGUCGGAAAGCGACACAGUGGUUUUCGAGGGGAAAAUGACAAUACAUCUUAAUCUGAAUGAGAUAUGCAACAAUAUGAGCGCCGGUGCCGGGACUACUAACCAUGUUAGCUCUACUAACAGCAUGCCAAUGGUCAUUGAUGCUUUAGAGCUGGCUUUCAAAGAACUUGACUCAGAAGACAGUGCUGUGAUGGACUACACUGUAGAACUCAGAAAGAAGGACGAUUUCAUUGAUAAGAAGAUAGAUGUAGCACCACUGUAUGAGAACAUGGACAUCUUCUAUCAGAAUUCCUCUGAGUUCCCUCCAGAGAGUGCCUUCCCUCUGGACAUGCCUACCAAUGUGCUGGAGCCUCCCAAAGAGAAGCCUCCUCCGCCACCCACUGAGGAUGGACCUGAGGAUGAACUGCUGGGAAAUGGCAACUUCAAGCACACCAGCUCAGCGCGCCGCAUCAAGAAGGAGAUUCGCAACAAACGCACCAGCUUCCUCGGCAUCGAAGGUCAAGAUGACAGUUACCUGGAUGUAGACCUCACCCUGGCUCCAAGACCUGACAUCACCUCCUUCCUCCAAGAAGAGACUAAAAUAGAGAAGUUGCUUUACAAGAAGACUCUGUCUCAUGAUAUGGAUGCUAAGCUGAGGGAGAGUCGGGAUUCUGGUGUGGAUGUAGACCGAGGACCUUCGGCUGAAGCCUGGUACAAGGGGCACUCGUCUCCUGAGACAUCUAGUCCUCACAGCAGACAGAAUAGUGAGCCCUACACUCACGUGACAGUGACGUCAGACGAGGAAGAAUCUACGAAGAAACACCAAGAGACCUUCAGUUCCAACCUGAACUCCAAGCUGAGUGAGCUGACGGAACCUUCAGACAAGAUUGACAGCCUCGACAAAACUAUACAACAACAGCAGGAGUGUUCCACUAACGAGGACUGGCCCGACGGGGCUUAUGACGAUGCGAACACCAAGGAAGUACUUCGCUUCGAAAGGGAGCUACUGCAAUUGGAACAGGAAGAGCUGCGCCGUCAAAGAGAGAACCUACUCCGAGACCAGACCAGAAUCAUUCAGAAGUCAGUCCAAGACAUAUCCUCGAUCCCCUCCUCUCCUGAGAAGCCCCCUCUUAAUAGGACACCAGCCAACCCUCACUACCGUCAUUCCAUGCCAAAUCUUCUCCUGAAUGAGAACAUACCUUCGAUUCCACCAGCAGUGCCAGAAAGACAGAUGGAUGAACGAGUGGUAGAUGAGAAACGCAAGCCAUUUGUGUCAGAGGAACAUAUGCAGAGGCAUUUUGGUGUGGAGGAAAGUAGGAGGGUCCUAUAUGAGAGGAAAGAGGUCAGAGGACAGCCUAUGAGAGUACCACAGCCCGUGCUGCCUCCCAAACCGAAGAGUCGGGAGUCUAUUGAGAGGGAGAUUACUAUGAGGAGCAGUCGCGUGCCUUCAGCAGUGGAGUACGCCAACGUGCAGCUCCGCCAGAAACCUGUGCAGAAUGGCAAUGCUGCCAACUACCAUCCUAUGACCAGGCACACGUUACAGGCUCUGAGCGCGGCGCCGACUCCGAAGCUGAUCUCCAACACAGACUGGAUGCAGGCGCGGAACAGGAAGCCAGCCAACUACAACUACAACCAGCACUGGCUCAUACAGGAGGCAGAACAGCGUCGCAUAGACGAGCAGCGCAGCAAGGCGCGUGCGCAGCGCCACUCGUACCACCACGACGCGCCCCCACCAGUAGUGGCGCCCCCUUCAGUAGUGGCACCCCCUCCGCCGGUGGUACCCCCCGCGCUGCCCCCGCUGCCCCCCGCCGCAGCGGCAGCAUCCGGGCCGCUCUAUGCCAUGCACGCGCUCUCCACCAGCCAGCAGCAGUUGUCAGACGUGAAGCGGCCAGUGCGGACGGAGCCGCGGGACGACAAACUGCUCAGUGUUAGCGGACGACGCAAGUGCUCGCACUGCGGGGAGGAACUCGGUCGUGGCGCGGCGAUGAUAAUAGAGUCGCUGUCGCUGUGCUACCACGUGUGGUGCUUCACGUGCGCGGUGUGCGGGGCGCGCCUGGGCGACGGCCGCGCCGGCGCUGACGUGCGCGUGCGCAGCCGACGCCUGCACUGCCAGCACUGCUACUCCUCCGACGACGGACGCAAGUACUCCGCCGUCUAGUCGCGUACUACUGUGUCUUCAAACUUACUGCUCACUCAGAUAUUUAAUGAUUACUUAAACUAUUCCUUAGUAACGAUUUUGUUUCCAAAACAAUUGCUAAGGACUGGGUUAAGUAACCAUUAAAUAACUUUGAGUACAGCGGUUAGAAACCAAAUACCAUAAACACUAGUCGAAUGCUAUAGUAUAGUCUAUGGUUUUGACAUUAGCUUACGUCAAAUUUGACGUAUGUAACUGUCAAUUGUGUUUGACUAGAGUUUUUGUCUUUGGUUACAGAACUGUUCUAUAAAUCUCUAAAUGUGUGAUUGACUUGAAUUUAUACGGUUUGUUACGUUUUCGGUGUUAUAAUGAUCUAAAGUACAUACUCGGGCUGGUCCAAAGACUACAAGUGAAGUGAAAUCACCUAGUUAUACUAAAUGUUUGUUAAAAACCUGAACUUAUUUUUAUACUGUUUGUUUGUUUCACAUUAUUCAAUAAUUAUGUCCAACUUUGUAGAGUCUUCGUUAAUAAUCUCAUGUUAUCAUGGUUCAUUUCCAUAAAGAUAUUUUCUUUACAUUAGUUUUGAAUGUGCCUGAAUUUUUAAUAUUACAUAAGAAAUGGCCAAAUAACUCUAUGUUAGGACGAGGGACUUAAUGUUAGACAGUCUUUCAAUACUUAGAGGUAAUGUACCAACAAGUGCGAUCCCUUAUUGACAUAGCGCGAUAGUCUCCUACCACGCUGUCUGUCAGUAUGUGUAUGCGCAAUCUACAAAACGUCUAAGCGACUCAGCUGAGUUCUGAGUCGGCUACUGCACGCUUUUGAUAUAUUCACGCCCACCUCACGGAGGGUAGGCAGCACAUGUUUCUCGACACUACAGUAAACAUGAUUUGUCGCAUCAUUUCGGACUAUUUUGUGCCAUGUCAUAUUUGUCUUGUAUUCACAACAAGUACACAGAAACAAUAUAUUUAAGAAUACCAUUGAAUUAAUAUUUUUUUACUAAUAAACGUUUAAUGUUUUGUGUAAUGAAAAUAAACAAGUUUUGUAAUAUUUUGUAAAUAGUUUUUAAUUUAUACCUUAUUGAUUUAAAGGUUAGCUUUAAUAGUUAUUAUUUUAGUUUAAAAUAAAUACAUAAUCCAUCCAAAAAUGUGUAUGUUUAAUAAAGUAUAUUAUCGUUGUGGUUGAAUGCAAAAUGGCUUAAAUACUGAGAUGUCUUGACUAACCGAUCUCAUACGGUUCUCAUGGUAUGAUACAAACAACUAAUCUUUUCAUAAUUUUCUAUUCUUUGAGAGAAUUUAAGCUAUUUUGUGAUCCCUGUGUUAUAUAUCUGUUUGCGUCACUGUAAACUGUCGUGAAAUAAAUCUAUGGUAGUACAUUAACACGGUUGCACCUACUUGUAAUUAUAUUAACUAUAAUAUUGAUACAUAUGUACAUUCUCUAUGUGUAAGCUGCAAAUUGUAUAACAUUAAAUAUUUGAACUAUA
Molecule: messenger RNA, 6070 nt
Organism: Spodoptera frugiperda (fall armyworm)
Lineage: Eukaryota; Metazoa; Arthropoda; Insecta; Lepidoptera; Noctuidae
Gene: smash
Product: LIM domain only protein 7
Exons: 17
Coding region: 421-4614 (1397 amino acids)
Biological process (GO): positive regulation of stress fiber assembly; regulation of focal adhesion assembly
Cellular component (GO): stress fiber
Molecular function (GO): myosin II head/neck binding
Source: RefSeq, a predicted model, not a curated record